Messenger RNA from Dracunculus medinensis (Guinea worm), 1536 nucleotides. The record is from the annotation of a GenBank genome assembly. NCBI's taxonomy places the organism in Eukaryota, Metazoa, Nematoda, Chromadorea, Rhabditida, Dracunculidae.
AUGAUACGUAUUGUGGUAACGAAUAUCCAACACUCUUUCGUAAGAAAUAUUGCAUGUGCGAGCAAUAAUAUUACAAGUUGUAUGGGAUUGGAAUACAACUCUAAUUAUUCGUCGCGAAUUGCUGUCGUAAUUGAUGAAGGCAUAUCGCUGUCGUAUGGCGAUCUGGCUGCAUCGGUUGGAUCAUAUGUAUCAUUAUUAUCUUCAAAAUAUUCUUUAAGCCGUGGAGAUCGACUAUUAGUGAAAGCAGAGAAAAGCAUUAACAUUUUGGCAUUGUAUCUUGCCACUCUUCGUCUUGGAGCUAUUUAUGUUCCCAUCAUUCCGACGUAUACAUCGAGAGAAACUAUGUAUUUUGUUAAAGAUUUGGAACCUCGAAUCUUUGUAACCUCUGACCUCAAUAAAGACUGUAUAUUCAUUAAUAGUACACCUUAUGUUGUUGAUUUAUCUAUGAUGGCUCGAGAUGCCUCUAAAUAUUCACCAGAUUAUGGUAUGGAAAAUGUCCUUCCAGAUGACACAGCUUGUAUUUGUUAUACUUCUGGAACCACUGGGAAACCUAAGGGAGCUAUGAUUACUCAUAAAGGUCUGAAAUGGAAUGCAGAAUCAUUAAUUGACUUGUGGCGUUUCGUUGGAUCGGAUGUAUUGUUGCAUCAGUUGCCUUUCUAUCAUGUUCACGGCAUGUUUAUCAGUUUGAACUGUUCUCUUUUAACGAAAUCAUGUAUUAUAUGGAGGCCUUCAUUUACAGUUGAAGACGCAUUAAAAUGGUUGCCUAUGUCGACAGUUAUGAUGGGUGUUCCCACUUAUUACAGUCGACUUCUCAAAAAUCAGGAAUUCAAUGUAGAAGUGACACGUAACAUACGAUUAUUUGUUUCUGGCAGCGCUCCAUUAAGUUCUUCACUUGCAGCCGAUUUUCAUUCACGAACAGGCUCUGUAAUAUUGGAGAGAUAUGGAAUGACUGAAGCAGCAGUAAUUACAUCGAAUGCUUAUGAUCAGAAUUCUCGAUUGGUUGGAUCCGUGGGUAAAAUUUUAAAAGGUGGCGAGAUGCGAUUAUCUAAAACGGGUGUGCUUGAAAUUCGUCUUCCAAGUUUAUUCAGUGGAUAUUGGAGAAAUCCGAUGAAAACUCAAGAAAGUUUUACUGACGAUGGAUUUUUUAUUACAGGAGAUAUAGGGCGUAUUGAUAAUGAAGGAAACUUGUGGAUUUUGGGGCGCGAAAAAGAUAUGAUUAUUAGUGGUGGCCUUAAUGUUUCUCCAAAGGAAGUAGAGGAUAUUGUUGAUUCAUUUCCAUUCGUAUCUGAAUCGGCUGUAAUUGGCAUACCUCACUCAGAUUAUGGUGAAGCUGUUGUAGCUAUUUGUGUUAAGGAGUCGAAUUCUACUAUAGUCGAUUCACGAUCCAUUUUAGAGCAACUGAAGUCACAACUUGCGAGUUAUAAAAUCCCGAAGCGUAUCAUUUUUCUUGAUUGUUUACCAAAAAAUUCAAUGGGAAAGGUUCAAAAGAAUUUGCUCAGAGAGAAAUAUAAGGAUCUAUUUAUUUCCAAUAAUUAA